AUGCUGGGCCUGAGGAAGAAUCACCCUGGACAGAUGCCCAAACCCAAGAGGCCUGGUCCAGCUGGCCUUUCUAAGUCUCAAGUACAAACCGAUGAUGGAUGGAAAAAACAGCGGGUGGAAUCUAAACACAGGCCGGACUACGGUAAAUUUCAGCUCAUUGCAGGAAGAUUUUACAGAGACAAAGAAAAGGACAAAGGUCUCCAGACCAGCGAAGAUGCCAAGUUUUAUGCCCUCUCAACCAGGUUUAAACCAUUCAGCAAUGAGAACGAGACCUUGGUGGUUCAGUUUUCAGUAAAAUACGAGCAAGGCAUUGAUUGUGGUGGCAGGUAUGUGAAACUCUUUCCUGACACCUUGAACCAGGAGGAUAUGCACUCUGAAUCCGAGUAUUACAUCAUGUUUGGCCCUGACAUCUGUGGCUUUGGCAACAACAAAGUAGGAGCCAUCCUUUGCUAUCAAGGGAAAUACCAUGAGAACAACAAGACUAUCAAGUGCAGGGUGAAUCAUAAAGACACUCACCUGUACACUCUGAUUAUCCGCCCUAAUGCUACUUAUGAGGUCAAAAUAGACAACCAGCAAAUAGCAGCUGGGGAUCUGGAGAAUGACUGGGCCUUCUUGCCUCCCAGGAAGAUCAAAGACCCCUAUGCCCAGAAACCAAGGAAAUAUGAACGUCUGCAAAUAGAGGAUCCUGAAGAUAGGAAACCUGAGAUCAGAGGCGACACUGAAUUCAUCCCAGACCCGAAUGCCAAAAAGCCAGAAGAUUGGAAUGAGGCAAUGGAUGGGGAGUGGGAAGGGCUUCUGAUACCAAACCUGAAGUAUAAGGGACAAUGGAAACCCCAGAUCAUUGACAAUCCCAAUUACCAGGGGGAAUGGAUUCAUCCAGAAAUAGACAACCCUAAAUAUAAGCCUGAUCCCACCAUUUGUCACUAUUAUGACAUCAGUGUCCUCGGCCUGGACCUUUGGCAGGUGAAAUCAGGAAGCAUCUUUGACAAUUUCCUUCUUACAAAUGAUGAAAAGUUUGCGGAAGUGGUUGGAAAUAAGACCGGAGGAAUAAGAAAAGACAUAGAGAAGCAAUGGAGAGAACUGCAUGAAGAAAUGGAAAAAAGAAAACAACAAGAAGAGGCCAAGAAGAAGAAUGAAAAAGAGAAGGAAAGGGAAGGUGACAUCGGGGGGACUGAAGAAGAGGGAAGUGAAGAGGAUUCAGCUGAGGAAUCAGGAACUAACAGGCAGCUGAAGGAAGAUGAUGCUGAAAGAGCAUUUCUGGAUAAACAUGCAAAAGUCCACGUUGACCAGAAGGAUAAACUGUAACUGGGUAAAAAGUGGUUACUGCUCAGAGGCAAACCAUAUUGCUUAGAAGGAAAAAUGUUCAUGAAGCUGGCAAAAUCUGGGUCGCAAAAUAACUUGCUCUUUGAAUGAACAUUAGAUUUAUAUUUCUGUCCCAUCUCCUUUGCUCUGUAUGACUUUGGGAAAGGUGCAUCACCUCUUGGGUCUUUUAUUUUCUUAUCAAUGGAAAGGGAGUGAUAAUUCCUAUUUUAUAAGGUUGUCAUAAGGGUUAAAUUAGCUAUGUGUGUAAAGUGCCUGAUAUAAAUACAGUCAACAAAUAGUAGCUCUUCCUACUUAUCAUCAUGAUAUUUAUGAAAUUAACAGUGAAAAAUCUUCUGUAUACACAUGAACCUCACUUUCAAUUUAUUCCAGUAU
This is a messenger RNA of Phacochoerus africanus (Common warthog), 1695 nucleotides long. RefSeq names its product calreticulin-like. Gene Ontology annotation, biological process: protein folding. The record is from RefSeq and is a predicted model, not a curated record. Lineage: Eukaryota; Metazoa; Chordata; Mammalia; Artiodactyla; Suidae. Gene Ontology annotation, cellular component: endoplasmic reticulum membrane; endoplasmic reticulum. Gene Ontology annotation, molecular function: calcium ion binding.